GCGGGAGGGGAGGGGCGCGGGGAGGAGUCUGCAAACUUUCGCUUCGAGGGCAUUGUGGGAAGCAGCCAUGGUCUGAGGCGGGCGCCUCACCUGUCACCCGCGCCGGCUCCUGCGCUCGGCUCUCGCCCUCGUGUCCACUGCUCUCGCCACUCGCCGGGCGGGGGCGGCGACGGCCCGGCCACCAUGAUACAUUUCAUAUUGCUCUUCAGUCGACAAGGGAAAUUACGGCUGCAGAAAUGGUACACUACUCUCCCUGACAAAGAAAGGAAAAAGAUCACCCGGGAAAUUGUACAGAUCAUUCUCUCUCGUGGCCAGAGGACAAGCAGUUUUAUUGACUGGAAGGAGCUAAAACUUGUUUAUAAAAGGUAUGCUAGUUUAUAUUUUUGCUGUGCAGUAGAAAAUCAGGACAAUGAGCUCUUGACACUUGAGAUUGUGCAUCGUUAUGUGGAGUUGCUGGACAAAUACUUUGGAAAUGUCUGCGAGCUGGAUAUUAUCUUUAAUUUUGAAAAGGCUUAUUUUAUCCUGGAUGAGUUUAUCAUCGGUGGAGAAGUUCAGGAAACGUCCAAGAAAUCUGCUGUCAAAGCCAUUGAAGAUUCUGAUAUGUUACAGGAGACAAUGGAAGAAUACAUGAACAAGCCUACGUUUUAAGUGUGUAUCUACUUGAAGACUCCUAGUGCUGCGUGUUGUGAACCUGUCAAUAAGCAACGGCUUACGUCCAGUUUUCUGACAGAGCCUCUGGCACCAUGCCAACAAUGACUUAAAAGGGAUCUUUGUUAAUGAGCAAAACUUAAAGUUGUUCAACAAUAUAUUUAUCAUUAUUACAUGGCUGUAUUAUACUGUAUAUGACUAUGUAUUGUAGCUCUAGAUGUUAAAAUAACUGCUUCAUAACUCAAUAAAUUGAGUAUUUGCAAUAUUUUAACUCCUGUAAUAUUUUUAAGCUAACUUAAAUAAAUUUGUGGCAAUGUGUUUUUGUUGCAUUGGAAUCCUCUACUGACAGGCUGAAAACUGUAUUGCAAUAAUCCAUGAUUUUGAAUGUAAAGUAUAUCUUGUAUCAAUAAUACUUUUGCUAAAUGUUUAGCUUUUUAAAUUGUAUAAUAAUUCAAAAUUAUGUUAAUAGUUCAGAGUUCAUACAUAAUGCUAGACAUUUUUAAUACUUAAUAAUACUGUAAUUUCAGUCCAGGUACAAUGUAUCUGAUUUUAAUGUCCUGAAUUCAUUUAUUUUUUUCAGGAUUGGAAUUAAGAAAAAUAACCAAAGAUAGGAUAGGACUUAAGCGUUUUUAAUACCUUGGAAGCCAGUAUUUAGGCUGAGUUUUUAAUUUUACCUUUGAAUUGAGUAUCAAGAGCAUUCCAAUAAGAUUGCGUUUUCAACAAACUCUAGGUAUUUAUUAAGGCUUUGAGACAUCUGGAGAUGCAGUGUCUAUGACUUCCCUUAUUGUAAAAAUAGGGAAAUUGUAAAAAAAAAUAAUAAAGAUUCAUAACAGUAGCAAUAAUUAUUAUUACUACUACUAUUAAUAAUCUUUAUGUUUCAAGCACUCUUAGUUGCUGGAGAGAUUUUGUUUCAAAUGUGUUUUAAUGUAUAUCUAAUAUAUUUGAAGAAAUUGUUUAUUAGGCUUACUUAGAAUGUUUAACAUUAUUUCAGCCUUUAUAAUGGAUGCCUUCUUCCUUUUUUCUUUCCUCACUCUCCCAAAGGAAAUAUUUGCUGCUGACCAUUGUUAUUGUAAAUAUGUCGCAUUUAUGCUUCCUGGAAUGCAGGUUCUGUGUAACCAGGUAGUAAAUGUGAUCAGACAUAUUGUAGGAACUAGCUCAUGA
Molecule: messenger RNA, 1809 nt
Organism: Equus caballus (horse)
Lineage: Eukaryota; Metazoa; Chordata; Mammalia; Perissodactyla; Equidae
Gene: AP1S3
Product: adaptor related protein complex 1 subunit sigma 3
Biological process (GO): intracellular protein transport; vesicle-mediated transport
Cellular component (GO): membrane coat; intracellular membrane-bounded organelle; AP-1 adaptor complex
Molecular function (GO): clathrin-cargo adaptor activity
Source: RefSeq, a predicted model, not a curated record